AUGGUGUUCCUGCAUUCUAUUUUUCUUUUCUUGGUGUUCGUUAGCAUGCCCAGAGUUGCCCGGUCGUGGUCCUCCACGUCUCCGAACCGCAUGGAAAGUCUCGUCCGCCAGUACUUUGAAGGCGUCAACCAACAGGAUCCGGAAAUGAUCCGCAGAUGCUUCGGCGAGACCGCCACCAUAUGGGACGUUUGCGGUAUAAACAGCUCAAGGAGAACUGUGAAAGCAAAAGAUUUGGUGGAUCGGUGUAUGGACUUCGUCACGGCGCAUCCUGAUUGCGUGGUCAAGUUUCAUUACGGACCUGAGUGUGGCCGGACGUCUGGUUGGGUGGUAGCGCACUGGUACGAAACUGGAACAUGGACAGGCGAAAGCUGCGGUUUGGUCCCAACGAACGAACACAUGGCCGUCGAAGGGCAAACCAGGUUUUUGGUAGACGAAACAGAACUUAAAAUCAAGGAGUUUGUAGUCACUCGAACGUAUACUGAUUGGGAAAAGACAUUGCUGGAAAAACAACAAAACGAUUCUCAAACCUAG
Molecule: messenger RNA, 531 nt
Organism: Phaeodactylum tricornutum CCAP 1055/1
Lineage: Eukaryota; Bacillariophyta; Bacillariophyceae; Surirellales; Neidiaceae
Exons: 1
Coding region: 1-531 (176 amino acids)
Source: RefSeq, a predicted model, not a curated record